Neoarius graeffei (lesser salmon catfish) is the source of this 3006-nucleotide messenger RNA. RefSeq names its product adaptor related protein complex 3 subunit mu 1 (gene ap3m1). The record is from RefSeq and is a predicted model, not a curated record. Gene Ontology annotation, cellular component: cytoplasmic vesicle; clathrin adaptor complex. Bases 99 to 1355 code for a protein of 418 amino acids. Gene Ontology annotation, biological process: intracellular protein transport; endocytosis. NCBI's taxonomy places the organism in Eukaryota, Metazoa, Chordata, Actinopteri, Siluriformes, Ariidae. The transcript is spliced from 9 exons.
CAAGCCUGUGAGGGCUGUAACUACUGCCAUACUGCCACGGAAGACUUUUCUUUUUACUUUAUUCUCUCCAAGACGGUUCGGAGAGAAAAGUGCACAUCAUGAUUCACAGCUUGUUCCUGAUUAAUAGCACUGGCGACAUAUUCCUGGAAAAACACUGGAAGAGUGUGAUAAGCCGCUCUGUCUGCGAUUACUUUUUUGAAGCUCGAGAGAAGGCAGGGGAGCCAGAUAACGUGCCUCCUGUGCUCUGCACGCCUCAUCACUACCUCAUUAAUAUCUACCGUGAGAAAAUCUUUUUUGUUUCUGUCAUCCAGGCAGAAGUGCCCCCCCUCUUUGUUAUUGAAUUUCUUCAUCGUGUUGCUGAGACGUUUCAGGAUUAUUUUGGUGAAUGCUCGGAAGUUACUAUUAAGGACAAUGUUGUAAUCGUGUAUGAGCUCCUUGAAGAAAUGCUGGAUAAUGGCUUCCCUCUGGCCACGGAGUCCAACAUCCUGAAAGAACUUAUUAAACCUCCCAACAUUUUGCGUUCUGUGGUCAACAGCAUCACAGGCAGUAGUAAUGUUGGUGAGACUCUCCCUACUGGACAGCUGUCCACUAUCCCAUGGAGGAGGGUGGGUGUGAAAUACACUAACAACGAGGCCUAUUUUGAUGUGGUGGAAGAAAUCGAUGCUAUUCUGGAUAAAUCUGGCACAACAGUGUUUGCAGAAAUCCAGGGAGUGAUUGAUGCUUGUGUGAAGCUCUCAGGAAUGCCUGAUCUUACACUUUCGUUUAUGAACCCCAGGCUGUUGGACGAUGUGAGCUUCCACCCGUGUGUCCGCUUCAAGAGAUGGGAGUCCGAGCGAGUUCUGUCCUUCAUCCCCCCCGACGGAAACUUCCGGCUCAUUUCUUAUCACGUGACUGCACAAAAUUUGGUAGCAAUCCCAGUAUACGUGAGACAGAAUAUCAACUUCUUUGAGACUGGAUCCUCUGGGAGGCUGGACAUCACAGUGGGUCCGAAGCAGACCAUGGGGAAGAUUGUUGAAUGUGUGGGAGUCACGAUACACAUGCCGAAAGUGGUGCUCAGUGCCAAUCUCGUAGCAACUCAGGGCACCUACACCUACGACCCGGUCACCAAGAUUUUGGUGUGGGACAUCGGCAAACUGACCCAACAAAAACUGCCAAAUUUAAAAGGAAGUCUGAGCUUGCAGUUAGGCGCGCCGAAACCAGAGGAAAAUCCCAGCCUGAACAUUCAGUUCAAGAUUCAACAGUUAGCGAUCUCAGGACUGAAAGUGAACCGACUGGACCUGUACGGAGAGAAAUACAAGCCGUUUAAAGGUGUUAAAUAUAUAACUAAAGCUGGAAAGUUCCAGGUCAGAACUUAAGGCUGUUUGUAAACGAUCACAGAUUGUCCAAGACAUGGCAGCAAUGUGUUCUUAUAAGUGGCAAACUCUAUUUUACAAUCACUUCGAAAUUACUGCAUAUUGCCAAUGUUAUGCUUUGGUGGUGGUUGGGGGAGGAGGGUUAAAGCCUGGGGGGUAAUUUGCUUUUGCAAAAGCCUUACAUGGAUUUCUUUACUUUGAUGCAGAACAUUCCGUUUUUUCAAUGUUGUGCUUUAAUAACAAUAAUAAUAGAUUUUACAGGGCGGAAUAUUUCACAUUCAUACCAGAAUGAGUUCUUUGACUGUGUCCUGUUUUACCCAGAGAAAAGCUACACAAACUUUAAGUCUGUUGCCAGUGUUUUCACUUUCCUGCCCGAGUGAGCCAAUGAAGGAUAUUUCAUCUGAUCAUAUUGUCUAAACCAGCUUUAGUAAUGUGGAUAGAUUUUUUUUUUUUGUCUAUGCACAUUUCAAUACAAGCCUUUGCCAAACAGUUAAGAAAUACAGGGUGUUUUCAAAAAAUUAGAUAUUUAUUUGAGAUGUAAAUAUCCCAGAGAAUACAUAGUCUAGGCAAAUGAAACCGAACAGGCUUAAUGUUGAGCAAUAGAAGAUUUAUUCCUCAAAACCUGAAUGAGAAAUUCAAAGGUAUGUGCAGUCCAUGAACGAUUUCACAAAUUUUCAAUAUCCGCACCGCCUGAGACACAGACAGCCUUCCUCUUUGAACUUUUUGUGCCGUGUCCAAAUCUGCAUUGCAGUUGGUGCAUUUUUAGAGAUUUCGCUCAUAAACGCACGCUGCCCAGUCUUGUUCGAGCGUACUUUAAAAAAAAAAAGAUAAUUUUUGGGCUAUUUUUCACCUUUAUUGGAUAGGACAGUGUAGAGACAGGAAAUGAGCAGGAGAGGGAGAGAGACGAGUAGGGAUCGGGAAAUGACCUCGGGUCGGAAUCGAACCCGUGUCCCCGGAUUUAUGGUGUGGCGCCUUAUCCACCUGAGCCACGAUGCCCCCUGUUCGAGCAUACUUUAACACACAACACCUCUUUUCCAGUAAAUGGCAUUUCUAUACCUAAACGGAUAAAAACAUUAAACAGAAAAGUUUGACCCAUUUCCACACGCACUGUUCAAACUUGAGGUCAGUUGAACGAGAAUUGGCAAAGUUAUUAGAUUGUGAAAUAUCAAAUUUUUUGACAACCCCUGUACUUACCCUACUUUUAGGACAAUGCACACAUCUUAAGUGGCCUUUUGAAAAGGAAAACUGUCAAGAAGCCUUUCUUCAAAUCCCAGCUAUGGCUUGAGUAGCUGUGCUGUCAGUCAAACGCUGCGCCCAUCACACAUCCUGAGGUUUCACUCAGGAGAGAAAGAAGAAAGGAGUGGGCGAGGUGUUUUAAUUUGGAAAUUUGUUCUUGCUUUAUGUGCAGAUUAUUUGUAUAAAUUGCUAAGGAACUAGUCCAGAUAGUUUGCUGCAAAUACUAAUUGAUAAACGUCACUUUAAGGUGCUAUGUUCGUAGUUAACCGGUUUGUAAACGUGGCAGGUGUGAGUCACUCAGUUUUGCACAUUCUGAAGGGAUACAUCUUUUGUAAGGUUUAGAAAUGUAUAAGUUAAUUGCAUUUGAAAAUAUGUAUAAAAAUGUAAUGCCUUGACAUUUAUAAACAUUUUGGGAAAA